Messenger RNA from Exophiala viscosa, 873 nucleotides. RefSeq lists its product as uncharacterized. The record is from RefSeq and is a predicted model, not a curated record. The transcript has 2 exons. Bases 1 to 873 code for a protein of 290 amino acids. Lineage: Eukaryota; Fungi; Ascomycota; Eurotiomycetes; Chaetothyriales; Herpotrichiellaceae.
AUGCUUCCUGUUUCUGCUGUUGCCAUUGGCGCUUUCGCCUACUGUGCCAUGGCUCAAACUGCCACUUUCAACACGACACUCAUGAAUCUCAACAAUGUCGCCACAGGACAGACCUUGCCCAUCUUCUACACUGCAGGGGAUGGGACUGAUAUCUCCAUCGCCUUUGGGAACACUUCCUGGACGGAGACUGUUGCUCCAAGCCUGAGCGCUACUCAGGGAGAGUAUGACUGGACUGUGACUGUUCCUGGCGAUUUCGUCCCCGGAUCCGGCUACGGCUUGGUCAUUGUUCAGGGUGCUUCCAACUCCUUCUCCCCAACAUUCAGUGUCAGCUUGGGGUCUUCUGGCGUUGGGGAUGCAGGCUCGGGAAGCACCUCAGCAAAUUCCUCAGCUGCCGGUUCAGGUUUGGCAGCUUCAGGAUCUGCUACAGGUGCCGAUUCCACCGCGAGCAUGUCAGCCACCAUGUCAACAUCAACGUCCACUGGAUCAACAACCCCUCCAAGCAUGCUAAAUGCAACCAUGUCCAUCGGCCCUGCGCUUGUAACUGUCACCUAUCUCGAUCCUGACUGCACCUGCCAUAAGACCUCCACCGUGCCAGCAACUGCUUGCGCCACUAAUGCUGCCGGUACGCAGUAUACUUGGUAUGACCAGACUUGCGGAUGCAUUAAGACAGCCAUGGCUCCCGCCGCGACUUCAGCCGGGACCAAUUACACUGCACCACUGAGUCCCAAUGCUGCGACAUCGGCGAAGAAUACACCAUAUGCCCCAACGACUGUGGCUUCUGCAGCUCCGGCAGCGUCAUACACCGGUUCAGCAGGCAGACUGAUGAGCUCUGGAUUGGCUGUUGUGGGUUUGAUCAUGGCAAUUUUGGCAUAG